Molecule: messenger RNA, 549 nt
Organism: Phaethon lepturus (White-tailed tropicbird)
Lineage: Eukaryota; Metazoa; Chordata; Aves; Phaethontiformes; Phaethontidae
Product: ovalbumin-like
Exons: 5
Biological process (GO): negative regulation of endopeptidase activity
Molecular function (GO): serine-type endopeptidase inhibitor activity
Source: RefSeq, a predicted model, not a curated record
CUGGAAAGCUGUAUUGCCUUUGGUGCUGAAGCUCGAAAGACAAUACUGGUUUCACAAUGGGCUCCAUUGGUGCAGCAAGCACGGAAUUUUCUUUUGAUGUAUUCAAGGAGCUGAAAGUCCAGCAUGUCAACGAAAACAUAUUCUUCUCCCCCCUGAGCAUCAUUUCAGCUCUGUCCAUGGUCUACCUAGGUGCAAGAGAAAACACCAGAGCCCAGAUAGAUAAGGUUGUUCGCUUUGAUAAAAUCACAGGAUUUGGAGAGAGUAUUGAAUCUCAGUGCAGCACAUCUGUAACUGUCCACGCUUCACUUAAAGACAUGUUCACCCAAAUCACCAAACCAAGUGACAAUUAUUCACUCGGCUUUGCCAGUAGACUUUAUGCUGAUGAGAUGUACCCAAUCCUACCGGAAUACUUACAAUGUGUGAAGGAACUGUAUAAAGGAGGCUUGGAAACUAUCAGCUUUCAAACAGCUGCAGAACAAGCCAGAGAGCUCAUCAAUUCCUGGGUUGAAAGUCAGACAAAUGGUAAGAGCAAGCCAAGUAUCAGCAUAG